AUCACUUCCACACACCCAGUCUCAGUCAUUUAAGUCAGUGCUCCUUCCUGUUUUUCACUAGUUCCGUCUUCUCGUGCCGUGACUGGGUCGAAGGAGGAAGUCUAGAAAAAAAAGGUUUGCCCAGGAAGAGCCACAACACUUUUAAAAGGAAAGAGAGGACCCACAAGGAGUUCUUGCAAAGACCUUUUGGGUGGAGGUAUUUGUUGGUGUUGUGUUUUCCCCUCAGGGGUAUCUACCUACACCAUGGGGACUGUGAGAGUUGUUGCUGGGGUUGAAGAGAGCAGAGAUGUGUUGCUGAAAGGAGGGGACUGACACUCUUUUAAAAGUCAGCUCUGUGUUUAGGAGUGGAAGCGCUCCAACAAGACAAACCAGAUACCUCCUGAUGGAUUUUAGAGGGAAACCCUACCCUGAAAGCUCAGAGACUCCUGAGGAAUAGACGUCACAGACAAACGCUCUCUCACACAUGAGUGGGAGAGGAGAGGGGCUAGAAGGAAUAUGGAAGCACUGAGAGAGUCUUUUAUGCAUUUAACUUUUCAGAUGUCAACGUAUAAGAGAGCCACGCUGGACGAGGAGGAUCUGGUGGAUUCCACCAGUGACGACAUCUACCCAUCAUCACCCAUGCAGGUGACUCUUCUACAUGGCCGAGGUCCCACAUGUUGGCCAGACAGGACGCAGAGAGAGAGGAGGCUGCUGUUUUUACUGUGCAUCGUGUCCGUGGGACUGUUUAUAUCUCUCAUCACAACUGGGGUCUUCUACAAACAGACUCACCCCGGGUUGUGCCUAACAGAGCCAUGCAUUAAUGUGGCCAGUUCAGUCAUGGAAUCCCUCGACCGAUCCGUAGACCCCUGCCAUGAUUUCUACAACUUUGCCUGCGGGGGUUGGGUGAAGAAUAACCCCCUCCCUGAGGGCAAGUCCCGCUGGGGACCAUUCAGCAACCUGUGGGAGCACAACAUGCUGGCAAUGAAGCAUUUAUUAGAAAACACAACGAUGAAAGGUCUAAGUAAGGCUGAGGAAAAGGCUCAGCGAUAUUAUCAGGCCUGCAUGAACGAGGCCAAAAUUGACAAAUUAGGGGCUAAGCCACUACAGGAACUAAUCAGCCAGAUAGGAGGAUGGGCCCUGACUGAACCCUGGGACAAGGACAACUUCCAGGAAGUUUUGCGUAUGGUUUCGGCCAGUUAUCGCACCUCGCCUUUCUUCACAGUUUUUGUCAGCACUGACUCCAGAAACUCCAGCAGUAACAUCAUCCAGGUGGAUCAGUCCAGCCUGGGACUACCUUCACGGGAUUACUACCUCAACAAAACAGCAAAUGAAAAGUAUCUGACGGCAUACCUCGACUUCCUGGUGGAGUUAGGGGUACUCCUGGGUGGCUCCAAGGAGACGUCUCAGGCGCUGAUGCAGGAGAUUGUGGACUUUGAAACCACUCUGGCUAACAUCACUGUCCCCCAGGAGGAGAGGAGAGAUGAGGAGCUUAUCUACCAUAAAAUGGAGGCCAAGGAUCUGAAAACUCUGGUUCCUGCAGUUGAGUGGAUACCAUAUCUCACAGAAGUGUUUGCGCCUGUGCCACUCAACGACACAGAGCCAGUGGUUGUUUAUGCCAAAGAAUACCUCCAGAAAGUUUCCGACCUCAUAAUUAAAACAAAUAAAAGCCUACUCAACAACUAUAUGAUUAUGAAGGUGGUGAGAAAGAUGGUGUCCAUUUUGGACCAAAGAUUUCAGGAUGCCGAGCAGCGCUUCCUCGAGGUCAUGUACGGAACCAAGAAGAGCUGCACCCCACGCUGGAAGCUGUGUGUCAGCGACACAGACAGCGCCCUGGGCUUUGCUCUCGGGGCCAUGUUUGUCAAAGCCACCUUUACCGAGGACAGCAAGGCCAUUGCUGAGGAUAUGGUCGCAGAAAUUAAAUGGGCAUUUGAGGACAGCCUGAAGUAUGUGAGCUGGAUGGACUCAGAGACAAAAAAAGCAGCAAAAGAAAAGGCAGAUGCAAUAUACAACAUGGUCGGAUAUCCAGAAUUCAUUAUGAACACCACAAAGCUGGACAAAGUGUUCAAUGAUUUCGAGGUGGUGUCAGACUUUUACUUCCAAAACGUUAUGCAGUACUACAACUUCUCAGCCAGAGUGACUGCAGACCAGCUGAGGAAAACUCCCAACAGAAACCAGUGGAGCAUGACCCCUCCAACCGUGAAUGCAUAUUACAACCCGACCAAGAAUGAGAUGGUUCUGCCUGCAGGAAUUCUUCAGGCUCCAUUCUAUAGACGUUCGUGGCCUAAAGCUCUUAACUUUGGUGGAAUUGGAGUAGUCAUGGGACACGAACUGACUCACGCUUUUGAUGACCAAGGGAGGGAAUACGAUAAGGAUGGAAACCUGCGUUCCUGGUGGAAGAACUCUUCCGUGGAGGCGUUUAAGAAGCAGACCCAGUGCAUGGUGGAGCAGUAUGGAAAUUACAGCAUUAACAAGGAGCCUCUGAAUGGAAGACACACCCUGGGAGAGAACAUCGCUGACAAUGGUGGACUCAAGGCCGCCUACAAGGCUUACGUGAACUGGAUCAAAAAGAACGGUGAGGAGGCUACGCUGCCUGCGUUGGGAAUGACAAACCAUCAGCUGUUUUUUGUAGGAUUUGCUCAGGUAUGGUGCUCUGUCAGGACACCGGAAAGCUCACAUGAGGGCGUAAUCACAGAUCCUCACAGCCCGUCAAGAUUUAGAGUCAUCGGCACCAUCUCCAACUCGCAUGAAUUCUCAAAGCACUUUGGCUGCAAAGCAGACAGCGCCAUGAACCCUAAACAUAAGUGUGAGCUUUGGUGAUGCCUCAUUGCUGGGAGCUGUGCGUCAGCACAGAGUGAAACAGACGUUGGGGAAAAUAGCUUGAGAUACUGACAAAGUCUCUCUGGACGGGAAACUCAAAAACCACUGAAACUCCCACUGCCUAGCCACUGAAUGCUUAUCAGGCUCCUUAUCAGGACAAAUGGGGCUGCCAUGAAAAGGGAGGAUAGCAAUCUUCAGUGCUUCUCCACAAAGACUGCUGGUUUAGCAAGACAAGCGUUCCCUAACUUCUGAAGUUAAAUGUAGCUAUAAAUGCGCUUUUUCACACACUGGAAACCCAACAAAUGGUUACAAACAUGGGGGGAGGGGUGGGGGGGCGCACACUCUCAAAUUUUGUAAACUGCUUCAUUGUCACAUAAAGUGAUGUUUCUUUUUUUUUCUUGUAACUUUUUACUGUGGUUGGAUCUGCUCCAGUUUGCUUAAAUUGUAUUUUAUUUAUGGUCACAAAAGUUUAUAUGUGAGCCAUCGACCUGCAAGAUUUUUAAUCUGAUGAAAAAUUGUGUCAUAAAGACAGUUUUGAAGCUGUUAAGAAUUGGUAUAGAUAUAUUUUAAUACUUCUUUGUAUUUGAAAAAUAAUGUUGAAACUGUUACAUCGUAUAGAGAUAAUAAUGUGAAAUGUAUGUUUAAAAACAAAGACGAGGUGUCCCUAUAGGAAUGUUCCAUUGUUGGCAUUUCAUUUCAUUAAUGGAAGACCAAUACAAAUCAGAAACAUAAUGAAGGAAUGAAUAAAUUCGCAGAAAAAUUGUAUAUUUUUCCAUUCAGAACUUGGUCAUAUAGACUAAGCCAUGAUGUGCCAUACCUAUUUUUGUGAGUAAGAGUUUGUCACAAAUUAUUUUGUAUAGUAAAAUCUGUCUUAAAACAA
Messenger RNA from Larimichthys crocea (large yellow croaker), 3676 nucleotides. It is a transcript of the gene ece1, whose product is annotated as endothelin converting enzyme 1. The coding region runs from base 496 to 2796 and encodes 766 amino acids. Gene Ontology annotation, biological process: peptide hormone processing. NCBI's taxonomy places the organism in Eukaryota, Metazoa, Chordata, Actinopteri, Sciaenidae. Gene Ontology annotation, molecular function: metalloendopeptidase activity. The transcript has 18 exons. The record is from RefSeq and is a predicted model, not a curated record. Gene Ontology annotation, cellular component: plasma membrane.